This is a messenger RNA of Staurois parvus, 1112 nucleotides long. NCBI's taxonomy places the organism in Eukaryota, Metazoa, Chordata, Amphibia, Anura, Ranidae. The record is from the annotation of a GenBank genome assembly.
AUGGGUUAUCCUGGAAGACUCCUGGAAAUAGAGUUACCGCUUACGCUUUUGUGUCAACAUUUAGACGAUUUAUGGGAGGAGAACAGAGGAUGUGUCGUUUUGUUUGCUUGGAUGCAGUUUCUUAAAGAGGAGACUCUUGAGUUCUUGAAUGUAAAAUCACCUUACGAAAUUCAACUUUACAAUAAUGGAACACACACACCUUGAUGAAGACCCAUGAAAAAGCAAGUCACUGCAUAGUCACACCUGAAGAGGGAGCAAUUGACAGACGUGCUAUCCAAGAUAUCCAGUCAGUGUCUGCCCUUAUCAAACACAUAUUGGACUUUAAUGAGAGUCAACAAAAGAAAUGCUUUGACAGCAAACCAUUCUUAUGCAAUAUCUGUUUCUCUGAGAAACUAGGCAGCGAGUGUACAUAUUUUAAGGAUUGCAGUCAUGUUUACUGUAAUAGCUGCCUUAGAGACUACUUUGAAAUUCAAAUCAGGGAUGGAGAGGUCCAUGCACUCAAUUGUCCUGAGCCUAAGUGCACAUCAGUUGCUACACCUGCUCAGGUAAAGAUGCUGGUGGGAGACCAAUUGUUCAGCCGCUAUGAUCGUCUCCUCUUGCAAUCCACUUUGGACUUGAUGACUGAUGUUGUUUAUUGCCCUCGCCCAAGCUGUGAGACCCCUGUAAUGCAAGAACCAGGGGACACAAUGGGUAUUUGCUCAAGCUGUCAGUAUGCUUUUUGUACCCUUUGUAGAAUGACCUACCAUGGAGUCUCCCCAUGCAAAUUAUCAUCAGAGAAGCUACUUGCAUUGCGUGAUGAAUAUUUGGCUGCAGAUGAGGAUGGUAAGAAAUUUUUGGAGAAGAGAUAUGGGAAGCGAGUACUCCAGAAGGCAGUGGAAGAACUGGAGAGUGUGGAAUGGCUGGAGCAGAACUCCAAACCCUGUCCUCGCUGUGGAACCUACAUUCAGAAAAUUGAUGGGUGCAACAAAAUGACAUGCACUGGGUGCAAACAGUAUUUCUGCUGGCUGUGUAAGAACAUGUUGUCCAGAGGAAAUCCAUAUGACCAUUUUAAUGACUCUUCUUCAGGCUGUUUUAACCUGUAUGUAUAUGUCUUCAGUUUAAGUUGCUUGUGA